Fonsecaea erecta is the source of this 711-nucleotide messenger RNA. RefSeq lists its product as hypothetical. Gene Ontology annotation, biological process: D-sorbitol catabolic process. The transcript has 2 exons. The record is from RefSeq and is a predicted model, not a curated record. The coding region runs from base 1 to 711 and encodes 236 amino acids. Gene Ontology annotation, molecular function: L-iditol 2-dehydrogenase (NAD+) activity. Lineage: Eukaryota; Fungi; Ascomycota; Eurotiomycetes; Chaetothyriales; Herpotrichiellaceae.
AUGUCUUAUGACCAGGGUGCUCUGCUGGAGCCGCUGGGGGUGGCGCUUCAUGCCGUGAGAAAAGCAAGCCUUGCCCCGGGUUCAUCAUGCCUUGUAAUCGGAGCAGGCGCUGUCGGUUUGAUGUGCGCCGCCGCGGCGCGAGCAGCUGGAUGUGCCAGCAUCGUCAUGGCAGACAUUGCCGAGAACCGACUCCAAUUCGCCCUCAGCCGAGGGUUUGCUUCUGCUGUGUCGCCCAUGUCACUAAGAAAAGCAGAGACUCUGGAGGACAAGCUUGCCUGUGCGAAAGAAUUCGCAGAAGAGUUCUGCAAAGCAGGACAACGGACGGGGGAAAAGCAGCCACACAAGUUCGCAGCUACAUUUGAAUGUACGGGUGUCGAGUCCUGUGUCCAGGCUGCCAUAUAUGCCACUCGAGCAAGUGGCAAGGUCUUGCUCGUUGGGAUGGGAUCACCCAUCCAGACAUUGCCUAUCGCAGCAGCGACGCACCGUGAAGUUGAUCUGAUUGGCGUUUGGCGGUAUGCCAACACGUACCCCGAAAGUAUUGACAUCAUGAGCAAGGCCGGUCAAGACGGGACAGGGAUACCUGAUCUGUCAAGCAUCAUCACACACAGAUUUGAAGGCCUGCAGAGGGUUCCUGAGGCAUUCGAUGUCGCUGCAAGAUCGACAGAUGUGGAUGGGAAGCUUGUGGUCAAGGUGGUGGUCCAUAACUCGUGA